GGCGGCAUCUGGAUUUUAAUCACAAAGCGCACCAAGGUCAGGCACAACCACCCUAGCCAAACCCAAUCCGAUUUUCGCAAUUCUCUCCCCCUCUCCUCCCCCUGUUUACUAUCAACUGCAUUGUUAACCCUCCGUGUGGAUUGAUUCCUUUGGCCUACCCCUCCUCCUGAGGGUGACAUCUGAUUGAUUUUCUUUUCAUUUCCUUCUCUAUCUCUAUUUUUGUAUAUCUCUGUAUAUAUCUCUAUAGGUAACUUGAAAGCUUGGGGUUCUUUUUUGCCAUUUGUGUAACAGGAGGGCUCAUGCCCAUCCCAGGCCGCGUUGGGGAUCCCCUGAGACGGGCAGGCUCCCACCAUCUGCCCCGACGGCUCCUUCUUAUCCGCCACGGCGAGUCCAAGGCGAAUGUCAACGACACUCUCUACAGCACCACCCCUGACUGGCGCAUCGAGCUCACCAAGGUCGGCCAUCAGCAGGCCUUUCAAUGUGGCCAGGUGCUCCGCCGGAUUAUCCAGGACGAACGGCUGUUUUUGUACUAUUCCCCCUAUAUUCGCACUCGGCAGACUUUGGAGGAAAUCCGGAAGAGCCUAUGCCCAAGUCAGAUCCUCGGCGAGUGUGAGGACGAGCGGCUUCGCGAGCAGGAGAUCGGGAAUUACCAGCCGAUCGAGAAGAUGUCGGAGACCUGGCAGGAGCGGAAUGACUACGGCCGAUUGUACUAUCGCUUUCCUUGCGGUGAGAGCGGGGCGGAUGUGGGGGAUCGCGUUUCCUGCUUUUUUAACUCCUUUUUACGGAUGAAUAUCGAGCUGACAGGGUCAAAUCGGACUACGACGCGGUCUGAGGAGGGAGGAGUGAAGGAGAAACAUGACGAAGCCACCAACGAGGAGGAGGAAGGAGAACGACAUCAGAAACAGGAGAAAGGGGCAGUGGGGAUGUCGUCAUCUGAGGAUCGCGAGUUUCUCGGUGGGAAAGGGGAAAGAAACGUGGGAGGUUGCUCAUCUUUUUUGGAAAACUCAGACGUAGAAUCCGAUUGUGGAGUGAUGCCGCCUGCGUCAGUAAACAGUUAUGAUACGGGGGAUCGAAACGUGGCGGUCGUUUCGCAUGGUUUACUGAUCCGACUUUUUAUUAGUCGGUGGUUUAACAUGCCGGUGGAGUUAACGGAAACUUUGAAUAACCCGCCGAACUGCUCAAUUGUGGUACUCGAGCGGAAAGACGGCAUCGGUAAUUUGGUCAUGACGGACGCAAGCAAAGCGCUUUUUGGGAAUGAUUCCCGCCUGCAGUUAAUGAAGUUUGAUGAGCAGAUGACGAAGGUUUAUCAGAAGAAACUUAUCAGCGGUAUCGAUCUACAGCGAAGGGUGGGGCCGAAGGGUGUGUAG
Molecule: messenger RNA, 1367 nt
Organism: Phytomonas sp. Hart1
Lineage: Eukaryota; Euglenozoa; Kinetoplastea; Trypanosomatida; Trypanosomatidae
Source: the annotation of a GenBank genome assembly